Geodia barretti is the source of this 1105-nucleotide messenger RNA. Lineage: Eukaryota; Metazoa; Porifera; Demospongiae; Tetractinellida; Geodiidae. The record is from the annotation of a GenBank genome assembly.
CUAGCUGCGCGUGACGGCACGGUGUAAGUAGCACGACUCUGCCAUGGCGGCGGACAUCGUUGACUCGGACAUCUACAAUAAAUUCGUGCUGCUCCCCGAAAACAUUCGCCGAGACGUGCUCCAGUGGUUCAAAAGCAGCAAAGAAGUCAACAUUUUCAUCACUGGGAAGACUGGGGUCGGCAAGUCGACUCUAGUGAACGGGCUCGUGGGAGACAAAUUGGCUAAAGAGGGCGACACUCUAGACCCAGAAACCGCCGAAGUUACAAGUUACGAAAAGAAAUUCGAGUGGCAAGAAAAUGAUUCCGUUACGGUGAAGGUGUGGGACUCGCCUGGACUGCAAGACGGCACCUCUAACGAGGCCCAGUAUCUGGCAGACAUGAAGGAGAAAUGUUCUGACAUGGACAUCUGGAUCUACUGUGUUAGCUUGAUGGAGACACGUUUCGAGGAAGACGAUGAAGACGUCACCGCCAUGAAGAAACUCACCGAAAUCUUUGGGAAGAGGAUGUGGGAGAAUUCUCUUUUCAUUCUCACUUUCGCAAAUCUAGCCCAAGAUAUGGACACAGAGAUACUCGAGGCAGAGGAUGGACAGAAACCCGAACUGUUCAAAGCCAUGAUACAGGCGUGGAAGGAGAGCGUAGUUUCUACCCUCGUCACUCACGUUGGUGUCGAUGAAGCCAUCGCCAACCGUAUCGAAAUUGUGCCAGCAGGGUACUCAAUCGAGCCCGCUCUCCUCGAUCGAGACCAUUGGCUCAGCCCUGUUUGGUUCGCUGCCCUCUACACCAUGAACCCGAGAGCCCAGCCUGCCAUGAUGAAACUCAACUUUGGCCGAAUCGUUGAGAAACCAGAGGAGAUUCGUGACGAAGACCUCCAGAAAUUCAUCCACGAGCAGCCACUGAUAUUCUCCCAGCGUGGAGCGGCAGUCGGUGAGAAGUAUGGGGAGAGUGAAGUUGGGAAGGCCGUUGGGUGCAGGAUGGGGAAAGGUGCCUCAGUUGAGAUAAAGCUGGUUCUUGAGCUACACGCUGUAGCUGUGGAGAUUGCUAAACGGCUACAGAAGGCAUUCAUGGAGUAUAUCGAAGGAACUAAUGAAGCUAAGAAGGGAGAGUGA